Messenger RNA from Gambusia affinis (western mosquitofish), 13744 nucleotides. RefSeq names its product homeobox B3a (gene hoxb3a). The record is from RefSeq and is a predicted model, not a curated record. The transcript is spliced from 3 exons. Gene Ontology annotation, molecular function: DNA-binding transcription factor activity, RNA polymerase II-specific; RNA polymerase II cis-regulatory region sequence-specific DNA binding. Lineage: Eukaryota; Metazoa; Chordata; Actinopteri; Cyprinodontiformes; Poeciliidae. Bases 9900 to 11333 code for a protein of 477 amino acids. Gene Ontology annotation, cellular component: nucleus. Gene Ontology annotation, biological process: regulation of transcription by RNA polymerase II.
UCAGAAUGGGAAGACUAACAGACAGGGAGUCAAAAAGUGCUCCUUUUGCUUCCUUCCUCAUUUUAAAAGGUUACCUGCAGCAGAAGAAAGCUUUGGACAGGGAGGUGCUGUGGUAUGUGUGGGAGCUCCUGAAAGAGAGUGACUGAGAUGAAAAGGAUAGAGACCUGAUGGCUCAAAGCAAUGAAAGAAGAUGCAUGUUUGGCCAGUUGUGAUUUAUGAUGGUGUGAAUGGAUUGCUCACUCAACAAGCCUUCCUCCCCCCUCAUUCUUUCCUGCUUUUCUUACUCACAUGUUGUCAUGUCCUUUCCUGGCCCCAACAAACAACAAAUUCAAGAAAAAAAAACUCCACUAAAUUCCCAGUGAAUAUGACCUAAGAUGAGCAAAUUGUAUAUCAAAGUACUAAUAGAUAAAUAUAAACCCAUGCAAGAUAAGAUUUUUGUGAAAUACUUUCCGGUUAUUCAGUAACAGCUUGUUGUGGUCAGACUCAUCAAUCCCCUGCUUGUUCAUAUUGUUCAACCAACUCACUGCCAGGUUAUGAUUAGUUCAUAAUGUUCUGUUAAAGCUGAAAUUUCAAUGUUGAAUUUAUUUAUUAUUAUUGAAAUAAGUAGCUGUAGGUUGAAGUUAGACACCCUCAAGCAGUAAUUGUGCAUCUUCUACAAAUACAAAUAUCAUAUAGAAAACCAGUUAUGAUGCUUUUGAACUUUUCAAUUGUCGAUAGACUCUGGUAUGAAGAGAUACACUCUCUUCAUACCAGUUAGAAGUGGCUGAUGUUUGUAAUUGAAGCAAAUGACAGGGAUAGCAAUUUGAAAAAGAAGAGAAUUUUUGUCUGAAAUUGUAAAUGUUGAAAUGUUAAACAGUAUGGAAAACAUUUUGUCAAUCAGUGAUUUAUUAGGCUAUUUGAUUUAUUUAGCUAAUACGAUCUGCAGAACAUGCUUUUCUAGAGGUUAAAAAAAAUAUUUAAAGAGAAGGAUUACGCUUUCUUUCAAAGUUUUAGUUGACUUUCAGGGAGGACUAGACAAUAAAUAAAGCCUAUACCCUUUACUACUAUAGUUAGCUUUGACUCUAAUUAUUUCUGAUCAAACUGGUCAAAAACAAAGAAUAGCUACGAACGAUUGCUAAUUAUGGCUUCCAUCAUCUUAACUAGCUUUUGGACGUCUGAUCUACCAACCUGCUUGACCUUGGUGGGUUCUGCUCGCUGUCACAUAGAGAUUUUAAAAGUUUAAAAAAGCCACAGCAACUCCUUGAAUUUUGUGAUUUAAUGGAUUUUUCAUACAUCACUGACUAUCUAUGGGCAAAACAUAACCAGAGUAAAAUUGAGACAAGGAGGCCUGAUGGUGUUGAGCUGUGUGACGGCUGACAGGUCUGCCUGGGAUCCAUACAGCUUCUGUUUUCUGCCGACCGGUUUGAUUCUGGGACAAGAACCCUGAUUAUGUUUCAGAAGCUUCAAAGAGGAGAAACUGACAGGAUCCAGGCUCUUCAAUAACAAGCCAAGAAAACCCAGGUUUAGGUCACUUAGCUCUGUUCUGCAAGUGAAAUGAUACAAUAAGGCAAAACAUUAUUUCCAGUAGCCUAAUGCUUCUAAAAAGCCACAUGUCCAAAACAGUCAAUUAGUCAGUCAAUGAAUACAUUCAUCAAUUUUAAAAACUAUUAUGCUUGAAAGAUAUCAAAGUUUUAGAGACAACUGGAUGUGUUCAACACAGUGAAACUAUUAUUGUUAACAGGAUCAGGAGUCACAGUUAGGAUCAGAACUCACUCUGUCACUUCAUUCUUCCCUUAUAAGAUUAGACUAUUUAACUGGAUGACCAAAGUUAGCAAAAUAUCCUUUCAAAUAUUCUGCUAAUUAAUUUUUUUACAGUAAUAUUAGAAAAUUGGAAAAUAAUAAGAACUCUUCGCUCAUGCAUGAGCAAGCGGUCACAUUUAUCGCUGUCGAUUCUGUUUAACAGAAUUGUUUGGCUUGGCACUUUUUUGGCCCCGGAGCAAAAAGUGCAAUUUGACCCCUGGAAAAACCCCCUUCCCCCUCUGAUGAUGUCCAGCUUCCUUUGAGAUUGUGGUUAAAGAUUAGCAUCUCUUAUAAAGAUUAACUCUCUGUCAUGCUGACGGCAUGAGUUUUUGGUUCAGGACUGUUUCUACCUAAGGCCAAACUCUCAGUGACCAGAGGGAACUAGGAACACAGAAGAGUUCCACAUGGGUGGAUAAUCAAAAAUAAGAUGUAAGAUAAUGAAGCAAAAUGGCUCAGAUACUUCUUGGAGAACGAGGCUUUAAAGAGCAGAGUGGCUUGUAAACUAUGAACAAACAGAAAAUUUGAAAAGGAAAACGUUUUUGUCAGAUGUAUGACAAAGAAAUAAAGCAAAAGCAUCUGUUUUUUUUAAAUGGGUUGUGUUUAUUUUGAUGUGAAUAAAUUAUUGGCAUGUGUAACAUAUCCAUCCAUCCAUCCACCCAUCCAUCCAUCCAUCCAUCCAUCCAUCCAUCCACCCAUCCAUCCACCCACCCAUCCAUCCAUUCAUCCAUUCAUCCAUUAUCAAACACGCUUACCCCUAGUGAGGUGGUGAGGCCUGCUGGUGCCCAUCUCCAGCGGUUACCAGGCGACAGGUGGGGUCACCCUGACAGGUCAGCAGUCCAUCACAGAUAUUCAUUACAUUUCUCACAACCAAAUAAAUGCGUUUUUCAAAACAUUUUAAAAGUUUAAAUACAGCAAAAAAAAAAAAAAAUCAGCAGACAACUUUAGCUAAAAAAAUAUUUCAAAGUACAUUUUUGCCCACAAAAAAUGUAGUUCCGUGACAACUGAUGGCCACAAUAAAACAGAAGAUGAGUCAUUUUGGCGUAAUGUAAAUACAAAACCCCCUCUCCCUAUUUUAUUGACUUCUAAAAUUAUGUUGUGUUUUUGUUCUAGAAGUUUUAAAAUUGUCUGAAAACAGAAGAAGGAGUGAAUGUAGAUGAAUUUGAUUCCAGGGCAGAUCCUGCCAUUGAAAAGUAGAGCUGAUGUUGAAAUGUCAUCCACCUGAAACUGGUUGGGGGCAGAAAACACAUUGCAGUGUUCAGCAUGUCGAAGCUUGUCCAUUUGGUGCAACUGUGGUGUUGAUGAUGAUGAUGAGGCUGCAUAACAAACAGACUUCAUUCCACUUUAAACAACACAAAUCAAGCUGUUUGAAGUGUUUGUAAAAUGUAGGAGUUUUACUAUGUCUCCUGGUGAGUGAUAGCUUCAAAGAUCAGGUCCACCUUCACUGAACUGUGCUGUAAUAUCAGAUUUUGCACAUUUUUACACAGGAAGUUUGUAAACUUUCCAGAAAAACUCUUCUACAAGAGGGAUUAUUUAUUUGCAAAUCAGAUAAACAUAUACAUGGUGAACAAUAAGGGUAGCAGAAAAGGGCUUCCCUAAAAGUUUCACUUAAAAAAAAAAAAAAAAAAGAUGGAGACGGAAUUCAUAUUUAGCGUGCAAAGGAUAAAUAAAAUAAUUUAUUACCUAGUUUGGUCAUAUUUAAACUACAAUGAAGAUGUAACUGCAUCCAUCAAGGCAGGUGAUUGAUGGAUAUGUUACACAUGCCAAGUAACAAAAAUACAAGAUGACAGAAUAUGAACUCAGCGUGAUUGUGGAAGAAUAUGCAUUUUAAAGAUGAACUGUCAAGUGAAAACUAUAUGAAGAAAAUCACUGAAAAGCUGCUGAGGAAUCUGCACUUAUCUCAGAUGGACAGCAGAUAGCAGAGCACAUGUUUAAUAGUCAGAUGAGUCAAUUCUCCCAAUUCUUCAGCAAAAGCAACUUUAAAUAUGGUGUCAGAAAUAAAAUAGAUCAUCCUGGGAAACUUAUAAAGCCCAGUUUGUGUGUUAGCUUUAUAGUCUCUCUGUGCCCACAGUCAGGACGAUUACCUGCUUUGUGCCACACAAAGACUAUGAAGAAAUUUAACAACUAUUUGCUACUAUCCCAUGACUUCUGCACAGAGAGUUAUGUUGUGUUGGUGUCCAUAAAACAUGCUUUCAUCAGCUUCACAAGAACAGAGUGAGCAUUAUGAAGAGGACAGACAGACAACAAUAAAGUACUUCGCACUUGCAUUUCAUCACAAAUCUAACUUCAAGGGAAACACAGAGGUCUACUUUAAAACGGCAACAUGUUAUUUUCAAAAUAUCACGUACAAAAAUUGAUCAGAAGCAGAUGAUUAGAGGAUGUCAACAUUCUUUCCUAUUUUACUCCAUCAACUCAGUCAGUCAAGACAUAUAAAGUAUUUUCCUUUCUAUUACUGAAUAAACAGUAACAACAAAAAUGAAGAAAAUUGUAAGAACUGUUUUUAUUCAGAUUUGUCUUUUUACUUUUCUGAAAAUGCAUUUGCUCAUUAGAUUUACUCAAGGUGCUCUUCAUCAAUUAGCUGGUUGCUAAAUAAAUACUUCAGCAUGGGAAUGAUAACUUUCUAUGUUGAGUAACAUGUUUGCUACAUGACACUAAUGGUGUGAGUCACUGACUGUAGUUUAGUUCAUUUUAUUUUUUGUAUAUAAAAUCAGUUCACACCAAGCAUGUUUUCACUAUGAACAGGUUCAAUUUUCAGUUCAAAUCAAUUUUAUCUAUUGCACCAAUUCAAGACAAAUAUCCCGUCACGUCUGAGGUCCACUUCAUAUCCACUUCUACACAAUUCAGAUUUGGAUACAGUUCAUUUGAAUAAAGUGAAAAUAAGAGCUAUUCAAAUUCAAAUACAGACUCAGUUACAGGCUGAGUCUGUAGAUUAUGAAAUAUUUACUUAUCAGUCAAAACUGUUUUCAGUUUCUAUAAAACAGAAAGUUUAGAACAAGCAUUAGACUUUAAAUAGUAAAACAAUUCAGCCCUCGCCAUGGAAACAUUGCUUGAGGAUAAGUUUUAUAUAGUUUUGAUGAGACAUUUGGACUGAUGUAAUUGGAAUAUAAUUUGCUUAAGGGAGGAAAUCGUGUCCACCUCCCUAAUGAAACUGACAGAAGAUACAGAAGACAAAAGAGCAGAGUCUAAUAUGGUCUCAGUUGCAAAAGACAUAAUGAUUGAAAAUGUUGUUUUUUUUUUGUUUUUAAUAGUUUGAAGCUGUGACAUAAUGCAUAAACACUGGUUUAGUAUUUAAGUUGUCACUUCAGCAGGGUCCCGUGAUCAGUAAAGCCAGCAGCUAAACAGACAUUGUUAUGGGCUAAAUAUGGUGAAAUAUGGGUUUCUCACAGUUACUACAGAAAACUAAUUCAUUUUAGUUUGAGAUUCCCCAUAAAUUUCACUGCAGUCUAAUCCUACUGUGCUCUCCUUUAACCAACAAACCUUGGUGUUGUGAUGCACCUGCAGAAUUUCCCUGUUAAACCUUUAGCUCCUUUGACCUGGGAAAUGCACGUUGCUACAGCCUGUCUGAACAUCUCACACACUCUCCCCAGGAGCCUCUUCUUGAGCUCAAAUUUUCACUCCUCAGCAGUUCUGGGGGGCCCUGGAGGAGGCCUCAUUGUCUCAGCCUGCAAGCUAGCUGGCUAAGCUUGUCAGUCCCUGCAUCAUUUACUGGGCAACUUUAGACUAGUUCACUCUUGCUCAGUAGCUCCAGAGAGGCUGAGAGGAGGGGGAACACCGACUGCUGGUGCUGAGAUGGGGAUGGACCUCAGCCAGUGCUGUGUGUGAGUGCCUGCAUGGAAACUAUUUGAAUGCAACAGAGGCGGCAGAGCUGGUAGUGUUGCUGGAGUAGACUGGUACAGAGGUUGGGGGAUUUUUUGCUUUUGAUUUAUGUGUUUGGUAAAAGUUAACAGGAGUAGAAACAAAAACAAAAAUAAUUAAUAAUAACAUGAGCUAUAUGGAGUUCUUCCAUGUGGUUAUGGAUGUUUUUAUUUGUUUGUGUGUGUGUGUGUGUGUGUGUGUGUGUGUGGGUGUGUGUGCGUGUGUGUGUGUGUGUGUGGGUGGAUGUGGGUGUGAUCAGAGUGCUUAUGAAACAUACAGGAUUUACCUGCAACAGCUAAUACAACACUAAGUUCUGUCGGUCUUGUCUAUGACUGAAGCUGCAGUUAUUUAUGGGCUGUAGAGAAGAAACAGUUGCUUAAUAUUUGCACUGUUGCUUUUCCAAGCAGUUUGUGCUCUCAGUAAAAAGAGCAAAAGAGAUAUAUUAUGUCAUGAAUCUUAAGGUUUUCAUUAUAUUUCUUCUCUUUCUUUCUUUCUUUCUUUCUUUCUUUCUUUCUUUCUUUCUUUCUUUCUUUCUUUCUUUCUUUCUUUCUUUCUUUCUUUCUUUCUUUCUUUCUUUCUUUCUUUCUUUCUUUCUUUUCAUUUCUAACUAAAUGGAGGUAUACUUGGUAGUACUUUCGUUUUUUGUAUUUGGGAUUUGAAAUUCGGCUAUAUUCUAUUAGGCCGGUUUAAAACGAGAGGGAAGCGCCUUCAAUAUAAUAGGAUGUGUAAAAUGAUUACCAGGAUCAAUAGCAGCUCAUAUAACUCCCAGCCAAGCUUCAUCCUCCUCUCUGCCGCUCUUUGCUUUUAUUCCGGGAGUAAUUUAAAGGUCAGUAGCCUACCUGUCUGCGGUGUUUCUGUUCCAAACAUUCGAUCGACUACAUGAGGUCAGGGCUGAAGAUCGGAUUUUACAGACUUUUUAUCUUCAUCUUUUCUCUUUCCCCCUUCUAUUACCGCUUUCUCCUCCGUCUCCUCAACUUUUGUUCCUCGAAGCUUUCUGGAAGUGAUUUUCUCGAUUAAAAUAUAAAAUUAAAGGAAUCGUCCGGUGAGUGCAGAUGUUUUCGACUAUUUAUAUUAGGGAAGAGGAGAACUUAUUUUUUUUUUCUUUGACCUGAGGGUUACCACAAAUAUUAUUAACGGAGUUAUUUCGAAAAAGAUGGGUUUUUAUAUUAUUAUUAUUAUUAUUAUUAUUAUUAUUAUUAUUAUUAUUAUUAUUAUUAUUAUUAUUAUUAUUAUUAUUAUUAUUAUUAUUAUUAUUAUUAUUAUUAUUAUUAUUAUUAAAAAAGGGUACCUCGGGGGCACAGCUGAUAGCAUGUGAACGAAUUGUAAUAGUGCAGACAUGAUCCAGCUAAUAGAAGGUCAGUGUGAUAACCGCGGGUCCAGGCAGCAGGAAACAGUCAGCUCCUCAUGUGACAGACGGUUAUAAAUAUGUCUAUAAUAAAUGUUGAACACACUGUAACGAUGCGUAAAACGCUUGUUCUCCACGCGCAGCUCAUUUUCUUUUUCUUUCCAAAAUCAAAUGAAAAUAGAACAAGAGAAGAAGUUAAAAAAAAUGUUAGUUUAGAAACUCUGCACAGAGCUGCAUAACAACAGACUGAAAGUCACAAUAAAAGUAUGAGUGUUCAUGUCCAGAAGAGUCAGAGUCAUUUCCUGUGACCCACAUGAAUGGGAUCCCAUGCAGUCGGAUGAAAAAUGUGGAUUUCCACAAGGAACUGACUCACAGUUCUGGAGGCAAAGAUCCAGGACUCAAUCCUAAACACAACCCGUUGACACACGUCUGCCAUCGACAGAAAACCAAAAAAAUAAAUUAAUUAAAAAAUCACGGCCAUCGUAUGCGAAUACUGACGUGAUUUUACAAGUCAAUGGAGUCAACUUGUAAUCCGAUACGCUAAUUUCUCCAUAUGUUGCAGUCUUCCCACACCACUCAAAUGCUGAAACAAAAAAGGAGCUUAUUAAGGACUUGGUAAAUGAAUAACUCGAUUCUUCCCCCAGUCGUAGUGAGCUGGUCCUUGAGUCCAUGGAAAUGCUGCUUUAAAAGAAAAGUUGCAAACGGACACAUUCCAGGCUCCUACCUUCUACCCACACCGAGCCCGUCCUCUCAUUUAAGCAGCCAGCAGCCGCUGCUAUCUGUUUUAAAGUCGGGCCGUUUACACACAAGCAAACACGCACACACACUACUGGGUUCGAGGGAACUCAUAAAUCUUACGUAGCUAUAAACGACAGCGGUAGCGUCCUGAAUAAUACAAAUAGAGAGGAGGCAAGUUGAGGGAGAGGGAUGGAGCUGCUGCUGGGCUGGGGGGAGAAAGAGAUUGCAGAAUACUUUAUUGUUUUCGUUCGGUUUGAACGUCUUCACCUCCAUACAGACGUGUGUUUUUUCAUCUUCUAAAAGCACAAUUUCAGGGUAAUAUUUAAAAUACAUCUAUCUGUCAGCAUAUGCUUCGAACGAACAAUUUCAGUUCGUUGGUUUGUUGAGUCGAAUUUGAAGGAAGAUUAUCUGAUUAGAAAUUGGAUGUUGUGCCGUGAAAAAUAGUUUAGGAGUUUAUAAAUGACCAAGGAUUCAUAAAUGUUUUGAUGAUUUAAGAACAAUUUGAAUUGCUUUACUUUACUUUUCACAAUUAUUGUGUUAACUUUACUUUUCUCAUUCUACUUGUAUUGCUAAUGUAUUAGUUACUGUACGGCAGCACUAUUUGUAUUUUCAGUACAACUUUGCGACUCAUCAUCAUAACACUAAAAAGUUACAAAGUAGACCACCAUGUGCCACAUAUUUCCAGGUCAUUGCGCACUGAAUCUAAUCUCACAAAGCGAUAUAAGACAUUCUGGUAGUAGGGUUCUAGUGGGGUUCUAGUAGGGCCUACUGCAGUAAUCAAAAUGAAUGAAACCAUAUUAUUAUUAUGUUAUUGUUCUCGGGGAAUCCUAGGUGGUGACCCACGGGAAACAGUUUGAAACAAGACUGAGUGGCGGCAGGGGAAAGUUCGUUUUAAACCAGCUGUUAAAAGAUGCUAGUAAAACGAAUAAUUUCCGAGUCGUGUCCCAGAGUCACAGCUGUGUAACUGUCUGCUGUAACGUGUGUGAAUUGUAAAACGUGAUCAGAAGUUAUGGUGUCAACACGAAAGUUGACACCAUAACUUCCGAGCAAGGAAGUGGUUGGAGAGCCAGCAACUAACUGCGAGGAUUCUUUCCAUGAAGCUCAUUAGCAUAAUUUGUGAAUGACGUUUGAUGAGGGAGUCGUUGCGCUCAUGACUCCAAAUCCCUUUAUUUUGUUUCUGUGUCCUGAGUGUUGUUGGUGCCUAUUCGCGCUUUUUGUUAGAACAAAAAUAAAACAUCAGAAUGCAUGAAGAGCCAGGAGCAACAGCUCUGUUUGAAGGCUGUGUUGGCUCAUGCUCUUAGCCGUGUGCACCAGACAUCCCGGCUGCCUACCGGAGACCGAAGCCAUAAAGCCCAGAAAAGGACGUUUAAAGAAGGAGAGACUUCAAGAUCAAAGAGAUAAACGAGUGGAACAAAAUAGAAAGAAGGCGGAUAAACACUCAAAAUGCCAUGGGGUAACAAUUUGUUUCUCAGAGGUUGUAUUGCUGACUGACUGGCUGACUGUCUGGUUCGCUGGCUGGUUGCUUGUACAGAGGCUAAGAAGAGAGAAAUUUGAGGCCAUUGUUAUCAGCUCGAAGCGGUGAAGGCAGCGCUGGUGCCGGGGCGGAGGGUGGCGGUGGAGGGGGCGGGGGGGCGCGAGCAGGCAGCAGCAGGCUCCCGGUAAGCUCGACCAGCUCAUGGGCUAGCUAACCCGAAUAUAGCCUGCAAAUUGCGAGUGUUUAUAAAUCCUCUUCACCGCCCGUUGUCGACUCGAAGCCCGUUGGCGCUCCCACCUGUCAGCCGCUCGGGGUGCCCGAUCCGCCUGACGCGUUGUGCCGCUGGCGCUGCCGCUGCUCCAGGAGAGACUGUGUUGUUGUGGCGAGAGGCUGCGCUAGUUUGCAGCCCGCACCGGAGAAGCCGCGGGCUGGGGAGAGGAGACAGGCAUGAGGACAGCAGAGCUGCCGGAUAUAUAGUUCAUUCGAUUAUUUCUUAUUGAUACUGAUCAAAUGGAAUCUUUGUGAGGACGUAUGAUGCGGCGUUGCUGUGUCCGUUCCGGACUGGACCGGGACUGCCGGUGCUAAGGAAGGUCAGGUUGCAGGGGACCGUUGGAGAGACACCGUCACGUGACCCCCGGUACCAAAUGGUCUUCCGGCAGUGGUUUUCAUUAAGGACCGGAGCAAAAGAAGACGCUGCCAUCUCUCUCAGAAAUGCAGAAGACAACAUACUACGACAACUCCCCAACGCUUUUUGGUGGCUACUCUACCUACCAGGUGCAAGGAGCAGCAGCAGCUGCCAAUGGCUUUGGGGGCUACGAUGCCCCGGUCCCAGUGUCCCACCACCAACCUCCCUUCCAGUCCCCAACCCAUCUGGAUGUGGAUUCGUACCAACGCUCCGCCUGCUCUUUGCAGUCACUAGGCAAUAAUAGUGGCCACCAGCAGCAGCAGCUAGCCAAGACCAAGGAGCUGAAUGGCAGCUGCAUGCGGCCCAGUUUGCCGCCUGAGCACCACCCAGCCUCCCAGGUGUCCCCUCCACUGCCCCCCAAAUCCAGCAAUGGUAAUGUCACCACUCAGCAGCCGGGGGGCAGUGCUGGGUCUUCUACAGUCUCUAAAUCAGGCCCUAAUAAGUCAUCAAACUCUUCCUCCUCCACAUCUUCGUCUGCAUCAUCCAGCUCCUCUUCACUGCCGCCCAACCCAACGCUAACCAAGCAGAUCUUUCCCUGGAUGAAGGAGUCUCGACAAACAACCAAGCAGAAAAACUGUUCACCCAGCAACAACUCCGGCAACGCAUCAGGAGGCACUGAGAGCGGCAGCAGUGGGGAGAAGAGUCCUUCCGGAGGUUCGUCUGCAUCAUCCAAGCGCGCUCGUACAGCGUACACCAGCGCUCAGCUGGUUGAGUUGGAGAAGGAGUUCCACUUCAACAGGUACCUGUGCCGACCCAGGCGUGUGGAAAUGGCGAACCUGCUCAAUUUGUCCGAACGCCAGAUUAAGAUCUGGUUCCAGAAUCGCCGCAUGAAGUACAAGAAGGACCAGAAGUCCAAGGGCUUGAGCUCCAGCUCUGGAGGACCAUCUCCGGCUGGUUCCCCUCCUCUCACCAUGCAGUCCUCUGCCAGCUUCCUGAACUCAAUGCAUCCAAUGGGAGGGGGAGGAGGGGGCCCUACUUAUGAGACCCCCUCCCCACCAUCCUUUGGAAAGCUCCACCAGGGAGUGUCUUAUUCUAUGUCCACUGCCUAUUCCAAUGUUCCUAUGAAGGGCUGCCCUCCUCAGAAAUACGGUGCCCCAGAUCCAGACUAUGGUGAUCCCCACCACAGCCUAGUACAGGCCAACAAUGCUGGCUAUGGGACGCCAACAAACAUGCAGGCCAGUCCAGUCUACGUUGGGGGUGGCAGCUAUGUGGAGCCCAUGGCUGGCUCCGGGCCCUCCAUGUAUGGCCUAAACCACCUGGGCCCUACGCCGCCCCACCACCAAACCAUAGACUACAAUGGCGCAGGGCCCAUGUCAACUACCAACCAGCACCAUGUGGGUGGAGGGGGCCCUCAGGGUCCCUGUGACCCACCCACACACCCAACUUACACCGAGCUGUCAGCACACCACACCUCAACUCAGGGCAGAAUCCAAGAAGCACCCAAGCUCACCCACCUGUAGCAAGUUUGGAACAAAAUGACAAUGUAGGAAUUAGAAAAUAACAGAAAAUGUAACAUGACAUGACUCACUAAGAGACAAACCAAAAUGUGGGGACUACGCCGCUGCAGUGGGACAAUGAGAGGGGCGAAGCAGGACAGAAAGGUGACAUCCAGUGGUUUGUGAAAUGCCUUGUGCCGUAAUAUGCAAGAAACAGUGUUAAAUACCACUACCUUCAUUACAACAGCAUCAAAUCUGUUAUAUUAAGGACAAACAUUUCUUAUUGUUUUUGAAAGAACUGUUUGUUUUAUUUUAGAAACAGAAAGCUAAAAGUAAAAAAAAAAAAAAUCUGAGAUUUAAAUAAGCUUUGGCUGAACAUCACUGUGACAAUUGGAACCUCAUAAUUUAUUACAGUAAAUUGGGAAACAAAACCUAUAGUGUUUAUUAUGUCAUCUGGCUUCAUAUUCAGUAUUGAAUUUGAUUUUUCAAUAUAUUAUCCUACCUCUUGAGAAUGACCGUCUACCAUAGCAAGAAAUAUUUCAAUAUUUCAGUCAGUUAUGUUGAGUGUAUAAAUAAACAUCCAUGUUCAUAGAUUUAUGAUAGGCACUAGUAGAUAUUUGUAGCAAAUUGCAACAAUAGUAUAGUGAGCAUGGGGUUUAAAAAAGCCUAUAAUGACCCUUUAAGAGGUACAGCAUGGUUUCAAAUUUUCCUUUAAUGGCAAAAUAUCCCCCUAAGAAACAUAUAUACACACAGCUCUCCUGUCUGGUAGAUGAAAUGGUUGAGAUUUUAAUGGGCUGUUAAUGAGGUGGUUAGAUUUAUUAUGCUGACUUCUCUCCCCUGCAGGCAACACGUGUUGUUGUCAGCAGAGCUGAGCUAUGUGGACUGAUCUGUCUCUCCAUCACUUAGAACAUGAGGCAGAGAAAAAUAUAUGGCUCCAGCUGGUAGCACAGAGCUUCCUUUGAGCCUCGUGUUUUAUGAAGCACAUCACAACCACUGGACAGCUUUCCAGUCACUGUCUUUUCCCCCUGCAGUACCCAUCUCUGUCUGUCUAGACCCAAUCAUUACUAACCUAAUCUCACCUGCUUCCCCCUCCAUCCCACCUUCCCAGCACACGCAACCACAUAUGCACGCAUACAUAUUUAUCCGUACCAUCACUGUAACAGGGUUUAAGAUGAGAGCUUAAAGGCUGAACUAGCUUGAACAGGCACACUCUUGUUCUAAAGUACCUUUUGACAGUCACGUCGGCAUACACGCACAGCAACACUAAGCUAACUUCCUCUCACUGACACAUGUCCAGAAGCAGAUUUCCAGCUGCUGACAUCUCUAGAUAAAUGCAAGCGGGCACAGGAUCUACAAUUGUAGUGUCCUUAUUUAGCACAUCAUUGAGACAGGGUAAAAACGAAGAGUGGAGAGAACUAUUUAUUUAUGUUUAAAAAAGUCAUUGACAUUACCCACCUCACCCACAAACUCCCAUCCCAUUACACACUUUGGUUACACACCAAUGUGUGAAACCCCAUUUCCUCUUGUUUUAUGUUGUUCCCACAUGUCUUGACUUUUAACAUGGAAACAGGGUAUAUAUUUGAACAAAAAAAAAAUGCAUGUCCCACAUUUCUGAGCAUAUGUGUAAAACUUAUUUUUAAAACAACUGGAUUUAUUUUUGUUUUUAUCAGUGAGUAGAUUUUAGAAAAUACAUGUCAGACACUUCCAACUGUUGAACUGGGUGUCUGCAGUGACUGGGCACUGUGGAGUGGUUGAGCCAUCCACACUCACUGAUAAUCAGGAAAUAAAUCCCUCAAGUUGUUUUUAAAAGCUCAAGAUUUACUCAAAUGCUGUUUUACAGCUGGGCAUCAUUGUUGCACUUAGAGUUUACAUUUUGAUGGUUAAUGGUUAAAAAAAAAUAGAUAAAAUCUUAUUUUGAAGACGGAAGGCCGUCCAAUCAGAGCGUCUGUCGCUAAUGUGUGUUCAAUUGAACAUUCACAUAUAAAUAUUUAUUUGUUAUAGCCAGUUUAAAAAGAGUUUCGUUUUGUAAUAAUAUUAUUUAUCCUUUGUGUAUUUAUAUUGAGGAAGAAAAUCCUGUACUUUUUUAGUAUUUACCUGUAAUAAAAAGCAACAUUGUGUUUCCUCUUGUCCAUGUACUGAAGUUACAAUUUCAGUUCUUGUAUUUUAGAAGAAAAUAGGUAGUUUUUUGUUAUUAUUACCCUUUUUAUGUUAUUGUCCUUGUACAUAAAUGUCUUGGCUUGUACAGGGAAAGACGAGUGUUGGGUUUGGAAACCCACCCAUAGUCUGAAAAUAGAAACAACCUAUUAGCAGGAAAGACAAAAAAAUUCCUUUUGGAGGAAACAUUUUUCUGUCCUUUGUAGUUUCUAUUUUUUUUUUUUUCACUGUUGAUAAAGUUGUCUGUCAAACAAUUCUUUAAUAAAAUUUUAUGUUACACA